This is a messenger RNA of Bombus terrestris (buff-tailed bumblebee), 1129 nucleotides long. RefSeq names its product autophagy protein 12-like (gene Atg12). The record is from RefSeq and is a predicted model, not a curated record. Bases 468 to 890 code for a protein of 140 amino acids. Lineage: Eukaryota; Metazoa; Arthropoda; Insecta; Hymenoptera; Apidae. The transcript is spliced from 3 exons. Gene Ontology annotation, biological process: autophagosome assembly; autophagy of mitochondrion; nucleophagy. Gene Ontology annotation, cellular component: cytoplasm; Atg12-Atg5-Atg16 complex; phagophore assembly site membrane.
UGAAUUUCCCUAGAUGUAGUACAAAUAUGACAACAUUCAAUUUUUGAUACCAGCAUAUUAGCAAAUAUUAGUGUUCUAAUUUGCUGAAAUUAUUAAGGAAAGACAAUACUAAGAAACGAUACGUUUGCUUUGAUAUAUUUGUCUUAUACACAUAUUUAUUUUGAUAAAGAAUUAAUAUAUCAUGGAUCUGAGUCCCUGUGUGACAUACCAAAGUAAAUAUUUAUAAAAUCCAAUAAAAAUUAUUAAAUCUGUGAAACAUGUUUUGUACAUGAAAAUUAUCCAUUUCACUGAAAUAAUUUAAGAUAACGUUAAGACAUUUACUUUUUACUCAAUUGAAGGUUGCUUUUAUGUAAUUUAUCUUUUAUGGCUAUUUUAUACUUUAUUUCAAUCUUGCAUAGUUUGGUUAAGUUCCAAUGACAUAAUCUUUUUUCUUGACAAACGUUUAAAAUUGUAAUCGAACACAUACAAUGUCCGAGAAAGAAGGAAAUGAUGUAACUAUAACUGAAAAAUCUGAGGAAAUGGGAGAAAAUUUAACAAAUGAAGAUACACCUGCUAGUCUUGAAACAAUACCUUCGGAAACACCAUUAGUGCGAAAUGGAGUUCAAGUUGCUUCAAAGGAUAGAGCAAAAAUCGAUAUUUUGUUGAAAGCAACUGGAAACGCCCCGAUAAUGAAACAAAAGAAAUGGUCUGUCAGUCAAGAUUAUUGCAUUGGUCGAAUUUCCGAUUUUAUCAGAAGAUACCUUAAAUUAGAUUCUAAUGAAAAAUUGUUUCUUUAUGUAAAUCAAACAUUUGCACCUGCACCAGAUCAGGUAGUAAAAAACUUGUAUGAUUGUUAUGGUGCAGAUGGAAAAUUAAUACUUCACUAUUGUAAAAGCCAAGCUUGGGGUUAAGUGUUGUUUCGAAAUACAAUAAUUUUAUGAAUUAUCACAUAAAUAUAUUACAAACAUUUUAAUACUUUCAUCAUCAUUUACUUUCUUAGAUAUUAUAUAUAAACUCUAUUCAAUAAGUAUUCAAUGAGUAUUUCAAAUUUAAUCAUGGAUAAUAUAACAGAUUUCAUGGAAUGUCAGAAAAUAAGGUGAAGAUACUGUAAAAUAUUGAUUAUAACUAUUACUAUAAUUAUAGAAAAUGA